Octodon degus (degu) is the source of this 3935-nucleotide messenger RNA. RefSeq names its product Wnt family member 9A (gene Wnt9a). The transcript is spliced from 6 exons. NCBI's taxonomy places the organism in Eukaryota, Metazoa, Chordata, Mammalia, Rodentia, Octodontidae. Gene Ontology annotation, biological process: neuron differentiation; multicellular organism development; canonical Wnt signaling pathway. The record is from RefSeq and is a predicted model, not a curated record. The coding region runs from base 694 to 2010 and encodes 438 amino acids. Gene Ontology annotation, molecular function: cytokine activity; frizzled binding. Gene Ontology annotation, cellular component: extracellular region.
AUAGCCUCCCAAGUGCUGGGAUUGCAGUUGCUUUAAUAUGUUGUUUAUGGCAUAAGUGAAGGGUGUAACUUGGUUUUCCUUGCUGCACCCUUUGCCUCACUCUCCUUCAAAUGGCUUUCAAUGGCCACAUCCAGCUGAGCGGUCUGCGAUGGUUCUCUCAUCACGAAGGACACACUCCCUGUGCAUCUCUCCCAGUCCAGAAGCGUGGAGAAGGCACUGAGCUGCGACCAUCGUCCCAGAGUCCAGGCACCCCGACGGCGGGAAUGGACAGCGGGCGCCACUGCCUCCGCAACUUAAGUACUGGACAGCCGGGUCCCCCAGGAUCAGGUAGCCCCGACUCCAGGCCCAAAGCAGGUCCCCACUCCACGUCCUCUUCUCCAAGCUUCCAGGGAAGCAGCCUAGCGCCUCCGCUCCAGCAGGGCAGUCGAAGCCGCCGGCUACUCCCUCGUCCUGGACUUGCGCCCAGGCCGCCCCCGACCGUCCCGGCCAGGCAGCGGCCCGAACCUCGACUCCGCCUUAGCCCCCGACUGACUCCGCCCUAAGGUCGCUCGCACUGGCUUCACGUCCUCUCACCACAGCCGGGUACCGCAGCUGCCGCCACGCGCUUCCAGUGGCUCCUUCCACUCGGCUCCCUAGCCGCGCGCACGCUCCAGCGCGGGCCCCACCGCCGUUGGAGUUUGGGGCCCUCCAUGCAUGGCCCCGCCCGGAGCCCAGCGCCCCACACCUACCCGCCCCGCCCGACGCAGCGUGACCCCGCCCCUUCCCGGCUCCGCCCCGAUCCCCUUCCGGGCCUAUGGCCACGCCCUUCUAGGGCCCGCCCCCACGGCAGCGCUCGGGUGCUAUAAGAGGGCGGCAGCUGCGACGAGCCCUGCGCGGAGCCGGGAGCGCGAUGGUCGGCCGCCGCUGUGCGGCAAGAUGCUGGAUGGGUUCCUGCCGGCGCGCUGGCUGGCCGCGGCCCUCGGGCUGACGCUGCUGCUCGCCGCGCCGCGCCCUUCGGCCGCCUACUUCGGGCUGACGGGUAGCGAGCCUCUGACCAUCCUCCCGCUGACCCUGGAGCCUGAGGCAGCGGCCCAGGCUCAUUACAAGGCCUGCGACCGGCUGAAGCUGGAGCGCAAGCAGAGGCGCAUGUGCCGCCGGGACCCGGGCGUUGCCGAGACGCUGGUGGAGGCCGUGAGCAUGAGCGCGCUCGAGUGCCAGUACCAGUUCCGCUUCGAGCGCUGGAACUGCACCCUGGAGGGCCGCUACCGUGCCAGCUUGCUCAAACGAGGCUUCAAGGAGACCGCCUUCCUUUACGCCAUCUCCUCUGCUGGCCUAACGCACGCGCUGGCCAAGGCCUGCAGCGCUGGGCGCAUGGAGCGCUGCACGUGCGACGAGGCGCCGGACCUGGAGAAUCGCGAGGCCUGGCAGUGGGGUGGCUGCGGAGACAACCUCAAGUAUAGCAGCAAGUUUGUCAAGGAGUUCCUGGGCCGGCGCUCAAGCAAGGACCUGCGCGCCCGUGUGGACUUCCACAACAACCUCGUGGGUGUGAAGGUGAUCAAAGCUGGAGUGGAGACAACCUGCAAGUGCCAUGGCGUGUCGGGCUCCUGCACCGUGCGGACCUGCUGGCGGCAGCUGGCACCCUUCCACGAAGUGGGCAAGCACCUGAAGCACAAGUACGAGACAGCACUCAAGGUGGGCAGCACCACUAAUGAAGCCACUGGCGAGGCAGGCGCAAUCUCCCCAACCCGAGGACGGGCCUCAGGGACAGGCAGUGACCCACUACCCCGCACACCAGAGCUGGUGCACCUGGACGACUCACCCAGCUUCUGCCUGGCUGGGCGCUUCUCCCCGGGCACGGCUGGCCGUCGGUGCCACCGUGAAAAGAACUGCGAGAGCAUCUGCUGUGGACGCGGGCACAAUACGCAGAGCCGGGUGGUGACCAGGCCCUGCCAGUGCCAGGUGCGCUGGUGCUGCUACGUGGAGUGCCGGCAGUGCACCCAGCGUGAGGAGGUCUAUACCUGCAAGGGCUGAGCCCCGCUGCAGCCAGCCCUGCUCUAUGGGGUGCAGGCACCCCACACAGCAUGAGGGGCGUAUACUGCCUGUGCUGAGCCCGUAGACCCGGCCAGCCCUGCUGUGGGGUGUAGACACUGCACACAGUGCAAGGGUCCGCACCUGGAGAGGCCGGGCCACUGUGUGGCGGGAGGUGCCCAGUGGCCCAGGGCUGGUGCAGUGGCCCCUGUCUGGCCCCACUGCCUUGCAUAACCCGGGCCUCAGCUUCUGACACGAGAGCAUUGCUGCAGUGCUUUCUGAGUUGCCUCUGUCCCUGACACACCUUUCCCAAGUGUGGCCCUCUUCCAGUCUCUUGACUGCCCCUCUCUGCCUCUGGGCUUGCUCUGAGGCUCAGGGGACCAGCGCACCUUCGUGACCAUGUGGCUGCCCAUUGGAGUGGCUGCCUGGCCUGGCACUGGCACUGGCACCAGCACUGUGUUCAGAGAGCCAAACCACUAGGAGAGAGUGCCAGCUGCCCGUGUCCAGUCCUGCCGCCCAGGGCAGGCUGGGGCUUUGCCGUCCCUCUCUGAUAUUGAGCACUUCUAUUUGGAGUGAAGUCGUUGACUUUUAAAUUAUUAUUAUUAUUAUUAUUAAUUAUUUAACUAAUGUAAUAAUUAUUAUUUCUUUGGAUCCCGCCGCUGCCUGGGCCGUCUCUAGGGGGCCACACCCUGAGCCAUCGGGGGCUCCUUCCCCCUCCCCACCUGCAGCUAUCUACCCUGGCUUUGAAACCACUAUUCCAGAUGAUGCUGUCCUUAGAGGAAGAGACUCCCUGGGGCUCUGGAAGCCACCACACAAUGGCAGAGCCACCUGGGGGGCCGGCUGCACAUCUUGCAGUGGGCAGCCACGUGUGCAGGGCCUGGGUGGUGUAGGGUGGCAGGUGAAGGGACAGCCAUGCUUUCACUGUAUAGGGAGCAGUUGGGGACAGGUGUAGUCUGCCUAGCUUUGCCCACAGGAUGCCCUUCUUUUGGCAGUGCUGUCUUUAUAGGGCAAGGGUCAAUGCCAAAGAGGUUGGCUUGAGAGUGAAUGUGAAAUGUCUGUGUAUGGAGUGUACAUGUGUGCGUGCGUGUGUGUGUGUGUGUGUGUGUGUGCACGCAUGUGCAUACUAGGCUGGUGUGGGGAGCUUGGUUGCACUUCUCAGAGCACUGAGGGGUAGCUCGGUGGCCCUGGGCUUUCUGGGUGGUGUCCUGCAUGUGUGGCAGACGGCAGGGCGGAUGCUGGGACUACUGAGAGCUGCUCCCUCAGCCCAAGGGUCUAGGAAGCCAGGUGCAUUUUAGAGACACCUCUUUCUGGGAACAUGAGUCUUGCACCCUUCCAAGGUAGUGCAUGUGGCAAGGUUAGCUCUGUGGUUGGCAGCCCGGCCUGGCCCCAGGAAACAGGCGUGCUGGCCAGGAGCCAUGCUGGGCAGGUCUGGCCAGGACAGGGCAGCUACAGGCAAGGAGUCCUGUGUUCCUGACACCUGUGCUUAGGGGCCCAAGCAGACCUGCCAGGGGCCCUUACAGCCAAGCUCAGCACCACCAGGGGUGGCAUGGCUCUGCCAGGUCAGGAUGUUUAUCAGAUACCACAUUUAGCUCUCUGUCUUCAAUAUUCAGAAAGUAUUUUUAAACAAGGUAGAGCACACACAUCCACUGGCUGUGUCUAUGCAAGCGUAUGUUGGAACGUCUUGCUGACUGUGGCAGCCGCUCUUUGGGGGUCAGGCUGGAGGGAGGGAGGUCCCCUUCCACCUGCGUGGACCCGGACCCAGGCUCGCUGCGGCUGGGUGGUGCUGGGGCACACAGGACGCCCUUGUGCCGAGUCUGUGCGAGCCUGUUGAUUUCUCUACCUCAUCUGUGUAGCGAGUAGGUGUGUACCUGAGUGACUGUGGAGAAUGUAUUUAUUUAACAGCUUUGUAUAACAAAACCGGAAACAAU